Molecule: messenger RNA, 435 nt
Organism: Rodentolepis nana
Lineage: Eukaryota; Metazoa; Platyhelminthes; Cestoda; Cyclophyllidea; Hymenolepididae
Source: the annotation of a GenBank genome assembly
AUGUUCCUUGAGCUGUUGUACGCUUUUUACGCUCAACAAUUUUAUCUUUGCUUAGGCAACAAAUUCCACUUAAAAGGGAUUGAACUCCAGGCUCUCUUUCCAGCCAUUGAUGAGUACAUGACAUAUGAGGGCUCCUUGCCCUUUCCGAGCUGUGCAGAAACGGUCACUUGGAUUAUUCUCAACCGAUCUAUUCAAAUAUCCCCUAAAGAGAUGAAGGUGUUGCGUCAACUUCGAACCGAUAAAACGCUAUGGUCGAACUCGAUGGCAGACAACUUUCGUCCCGUCAAUCCUCUCAACAACCGCUCAGUGAGAACGAACAUCCGCUUCGCAAGCACAAGAUAUCGCUAUGAAUUUAAUGAUCUCAAAAGUCUCUCUAUUUGGAAGAAACAAUUCUCGUUUCGCAACAUUUUGCUUGACCAAGUUUUCAGUCAGUAA